CCAGCGACAAAACCUCCCACACGCGCUUCCGGUUCUGGCGCAUUGUUCAUUUAAUCGGAUUUCGGAUAAUAUUUAUUGGGAGACGUGUUAAAACACGAAGCUGCUAUUUAUAAAAAGAAUGGCAAAUUAGAGGUCUGUUAGAAAGUGCUUACACGGGGAGAGGCGCUGGUUAAUUAAGUCUUUCUUUUUCACUUUAAUGGGCAAGCACAACGUUCCUUCAGUUCUGAUGUCAAAAGGAAGCGACGGAACCAGAAGCCCUACUGGGAAGUUUGGAAGUUUUUGUACAUUUCCUGUGUGUGACGUCCUCGAUUUCUCCAUCGCGGCAUUUUUGUAAUGCGAGCGAAAAAGAAAAAAGGAAAACAUUAGGGCUUCCUGUUUAAUUAUAUUGCACACAGUCAAAAUGGAUGCAGAUGAACUUCUACAACAGACCAAGGCUCUGGCGAAGCACAUGUCAGUGUACCAACCCAGUCUUGCUCCUGAUAUUACAAGUAAUGCUGCGGUCUCUGAGAGCGCUUUAGAGGAACUAUUAAGUGAGUGUGAAGAAAAAUGGAAAGAACUUGAAGAGUUGCAGAAUAAGUUAACGCUGACAGAAACAGAUACUUUGGAAGACACAGGCUAUGAGUUUUCUCAACUUAUGACACAUGUGAAGGCUUUAACUGCUGAAUUAAACCAGUGGCAGAAAAAAGAACCUGAAUUGCUGUCUAAGAAUAAUGAUGUUCUGGUUGCUGUUGGAAAGGAAGAGUUGCAGAGAGUAAACAAAGAGCUUGAAAUGGUGUUGUCCUGUUGUCAGACAAAGAAUGAAAAAUUAAACAAAGAUUUGAAAAGUGAACAGAAGUGGUUAGAAGAGCAAGAAGAGCUGUUAAAGGCUGUGACUGACAAGGCAGCUGAACUGCAAAAUGAAGUGAUGGAAUUCUCUGAAUCAAGAGCGAUGCAGGAGCUCAAGGUGAAAAUCAAUAAAGUUAUAGCUUAUCGGGAAAAACUGUUGGAAAAUCUGGGGGAGUUUAUUGAAGAACACUUUCCUCUUCCGCAGCAGCAAAGAAAUGCUAGUAAAAAGAAUGUUCCUCAAGAACCCACUGCAGACCUUAUUUCAUUGCAUGAAAUACUGGAGCUUCUUAUGAACAAGAUCUUACAAACCCCUCAUGAACCAUAUCUAACAAUUGAUAACACCUUUUGGCCACCUUAUGUUGAGAUGUUGCUUCGAUACGGAGUUGCAUUAAGACACCCUGAAGAUCCAAACAGAAUUCGGAUGGAAGCUUUUCAUCAGUGAAGACGUGAUUUAAAUUUUUUUUUUGUUUGUUUUUUGGUUUUUUAAACCUGUGUGGGUAAAUGGUGCCCGUAUUAAGUUGCUUGAUCUUAAUCUUAGUAUAAUGCUUUCUGCUGUUAAGUACAUAUAAAGUGUAUUGAAAAAGCACAUCAUUGUUUGACCUGGAUCCACUCUUGUCAAAUCCUCCAUUCAUGUUGUGUCUAGUGUUGACACAAUGUCACCUUGUACUGUAUGUAUUUAUCACAAAUACAUACAGGUAUCCUACUUAAUUGAAUGACCCUGGAGAUGCUGACAAGAGUACAUCUAGUAAUAGUAUAUUUAAUUGUGUAUUGUUUUGUGUUUGACUGAAACAGCCAAUUGAUUUUGUAUUUUAAGUCAGCAGUCUGUGUAAGGAAUGGGUAUAAUGCAAUAAUAAACUUUACUUUAAUGUU
Molecule: messenger RNA, 1695 nt
Organism: Acipenser ruthenus (sterlet)
Lineage: Eukaryota; Metazoa; Chordata; Actinopteri; Acipenseriformes; Acipenseridae
Product: centromere protein K-like
Exons: 11
Coding region: 401-1267 (288 amino acids)
Biological process (GO): mitotic sister chromatid segregation; kinetochore assembly
Cellular component (GO): nucleus
Source: RefSeq, a predicted model, not a curated record